This is a messenger RNA of Peromyscus eremicus (cactus mouse), 961 nucleotides long. RefSeq names its product 5-hydroxyisourate hydrolase. Gene Ontology annotation, molecular function: hydroxyisourate hydrolase activity. The coding region runs from base 171 to 566 and encodes 131 amino acids. The record is from RefSeq and is a predicted model, not a curated record. The transcript is spliced from 4 exons. Gene Ontology annotation, biological process: purine nucleobase metabolic process. Lineage: Eukaryota; Metazoa; Chordata; Mammalia; Rodentia; Cricetidae.
GCUCGUCUAGCGGGAGGCGGCUUCCCUAGACGUGCUGGAAUAGGUGGCCCCAGGAGUUGGGGCGGGGCCACGAGUCGAGCCUGCACGGGCUGACCGGAGGAGCUUGUUGCGGCUGGCUGGCAGGGUGACUGCCUGUGGGUGUUGCACAGCCCGGAGCUCCAGGGCAGGACAUGAGCUCCAGGACCGCCCCGCGGCUCAUGACGCUCCAGAGACACUUGGGCUGGCCACAGGCUGGUGCCAUGGCUACGGAGAGCAGUCCCCUGACUACUCAUGUACUAGACACUGCCUCUGGGCUCCCUGCCCAAGGCCUCUGCCUCCGUUUGUCACGCCUGGAAGCCCCUGGCCAGCAGUGGAUGGAGCUGAGGACAAGCUACACAAACCUGGAUGGUCGCUGUCCUGGGCUCCUGACACCAGGCCAGAUAAAGCCAGGCACCUAUAAGCUGUCCUUCGACACAGAGCGCUACUGGAAAGAGAGGGGUCAGGAGAGCUUUUACCCAUAUGUAGAGACAGGUUCUCAUCUGAGCCCAGACUCCAGAGCACUGGGUGUGUUACUUCGGCAUCACUGAUACAACUUAAGGGCAAAUUAUUUAUUUGGGUUUGUAAUUUCAGCCCAUGAUUGCUCGGCUCCAUGCACUCACCAUGGCGGUGGGAGCAUGUGGAAUAGGAGAGCUGUCACCUCAUGGUAGACAAGAAGCAGAAAGGAACACAAAGAAAGACACAGAUCCCUAGGACACUACCCAGGGACCUUCCUCCAGUGGGGCCCCCUCCAAGUUUCAGUACCUACUAAUGAUGUCAUCCCAUGAUGAAUCCAGUUCAUCACAAGAGAUUAACCAGUUGAUUAGAUCAGAGCCCUCGGGAUCAAAUCCCUUCCCCAAAGCCCACCAACCAGCAACCAAGACCACUACAUCUCCUGUCGGAAACACUGUUCAAACCCUAACAUCAGCCUUACCUAAGUGUCUCC